Pelecanus crispus (Dalmatian pelican) is the source of this 3552-nucleotide messenger RNA. It is a transcript of the gene ALPK1, whose product is annotated as alpha kinase 1. Gene Ontology annotation, biological process: cytoplasmic pattern recognition receptor signaling pathway; protein phosphorylation; innate immune response. NCBI's taxonomy places the organism in Eukaryota, Metazoa, Chordata, Aves, Pelecaniformes, Pelecanidae. The record is from RefSeq and is a predicted model, not a curated record. Gene Ontology annotation, cellular component: cilium. Gene Ontology annotation, molecular function: protein serine/threonine kinase activity; ATP binding; monosaccharide binding.
AUGAAUAAUCAAAAUGCCGUGGCCGUGCUGCUGCAGGAGUGCAAGCGAGCUCUGGACGCGCUCCUGUCGGCAAAGGCUGACACGGGCGAGGAAGACGAGCGAGAAUACCGGCGGUGCCAAGCUUUGCUUCCCGAGGACUUGAGGACCCUUCUGGAGGAGGCAAAGGAAAUGAAGUGGCCCUUUGUGCCGGAGAAGUGGCAAUACAAACAAGACCUUGGCCCAGAAGACAAAACAAACCUGCAAGAUAUGAUCGGCUCCAGGCUCCACGAUUUGCUGGUUUAUUUGAAAGCCUCCAUCAUGGUCAAGGACUGCGUAACGGCAGCUGCUAUUGUGUUCCUGAUUGACCGGUUCCUGUAUUGGAUUGAUGCCUCCAGCAAACUUCUUCAGAUUGCCAAGGGUCUGCACAGGCUGCAGCCCGCCACGCCGAUCGGUCCUCAGGUGCUCAUCCGCCAGGCUCGCCUCUCCGUCAACACAGGUAAACUGUUAAAAGCUGAAUAUAUCCUAAGCAGCCUUAUUAAUGACAGUGGAGCAACAGGUACCUGGCGAUACGCUAAGGAAAGCGAUAGGAUUCUCGUUCAGUCAGUCUGCUUACAAAUCAGAGGACAGAUUCUGCAAAAGCUUGGGAUGUGGUAUGAGGCAGCAGAGUUGAUUUGGGCUUCAGUUGUGGGAUAUUUCAAACUUCCUCAACCAGAUAAAAAGGGAAUUGCUACUUCCUUGGGUAUUAUGGCAGACAUCUUUGCUUCCAUGAAUGAGAAGGAUUAUGUCCGUUUUAAAGCCAAUGGUGACAUUGACCUGAGCCUUCUCCGAGAGUUCAGUCAUCGCUUAUUAUCUGCUGCUGAGGCCUGCAAACUAGCGGCAGCCUACAGCCAGUACACGCCGCUGUUUGUCCUCACAGCCGUGAACAUUCGUGGGGUGUGUUUGCUGUCCUAUAGUCACUCCAAGGACUGUCCCCCAGAAAAGAGAAAGUUCUACUUGUCCGAAGCCAAAGAAUCCUUUGAGAUUGGCCUCCUCACCAAGAACGAUAAGAGUCCCGUCACCAGCAAGCAGGAGCUCCACAGUUUUAUUAAAGCGGCUUUCUGCCUCACGACCGUGCAUCGAUGGCUCUAUGGGGAGAGUGAGAAACUCCGUGAGGUGAGUCAGCUGUGCAGAGAAGCCAUGGGAAAACUGCAUUCAUACAGCGCUGCGUUUACAGAAGAGGAAGAGAAAGGAACGCUUGCCAGAGAGAUCAUGUCUCUGAUCACAUCCGUGAAGGAGCGCCUGCAAGUGGAAAGCUUCCCUAAUUCUGAUGCCAGGUCUUACGUUCCGGACAGUUAUAAGGGCACAGUGGAAAAACCUAUCCUGCAAGGGGAAGCCAGCUUUGAGAAAAUCCUUGCCGUGCAUUCUCAGCAUCAUCUGUCAGUGUGUCAAGUGUUUGAAAACACUUGCAGGAUUCGUAAAACCGCACCAGAAGAAACCCAGGCGGGAGCCUGUAUCACAACCUUAAGAACAGAAACCAAAAACACAGACACUGUGUGUGCUACUGAAGAAAUGGUGUACCAGAGGAAAGGUGCUGCGAAAACGCUGAGUUCGCCAACAGCAGGAUGUAUCUCAGAGAGACUCAGUGGCCAAAGAAAUAAAUAUGUUGGUUCUGAUGUGAUAAUUUCCUUCGAUGAAGAGAUUAAGCCCUUAGAAAUAGAAAUCAAUGGUGAAAACGGUGUUUUCAGCAGAUGGCAAAAUAGGAGGGAAACGACUACUUCAGAGAGCUCUUGGUGCAAGCUGUCAAAAUCAAGUUCCUCUUCCAGCUGGGAGGAACUAAAUGGUAAUAGCGGCAAAGAGUCUCCCAGGGAAGGGCAGCAGCAGGAAAAGGGCUCAGCAGAGGAGCAGUGUUGCACAACAGAAUCUGAUGAAAAUGGUCAAGCUGCAGACUUGCCCUCGUUACCUCCCAGAGCCUGGCAUCCUUCUCCUCUACCUGGGAGGCUGGUAGAGAAGGCGUCACUUUGUGGAGAAGAGCUGCGGGAGGGAAGACACCGUGGAAAGUGCUCUUCAGAAAAGAAAGCAGGGGAGGUGAACAGUGCGGUUCCUUCCCUCUCCACCCCUUACUCUGUUCCUACCAGGCCAGAGGAGGAAGAGGAGGAGAAGUCCUUCUCCUGGGCGGAGCUGGGCUGCAGGACCAAGGACAGCAGGCCCCGGAGCCGGUUUGUGUGGGUCCCCCCAGAAGGAGAAACUGCAGAUAGCACAGAGGAUCCCUCGUCUGACGCACGUCCCCCCACAAAUGGGGGUGCUUCUGUACUAUCAACGAGCAUCGAGCCGAAAAUGGCCAGCGACUCCUCGGUGCGUGACUGGCUGCGGAAAUCUGCCGUGGUGGGAAACAGAUCUCUCAAAGUGCCUGAAGUUGACACCCAAGCAGAAACCACAGAUGAUGCUGAAUUUGAUUUCGUCAGUGUUGGAGACUUAGUAAACAAUUCUCCUACGGCGUCUGUUCCAGAGCAUCAAUCAACUCCCAGCGCACCAACAGCUUUGCCCUCGGGGGGAAUGUUAUCCAUAACUGAGCGUUUUGACUGUGCCACUACUGAAGAAGAUGAAGAAAAGUCUCAGGACGUGGUCAGCGGCAAGAGACAAUCCAGUUCGUCUCUGAGUUCAUGGUACAAAUCAGUGCAGAUGCCCAAGAGUUCUCCUGAAGGUUCAUUUCUGAACCCAAGGGGAAGUGGUCUUACCUUCACGCCUGGGAGAACGAAGGAAGAAAUCCUCGACACUCGAUUUCUGAGGGACGAUGAUUACAUGCAGCUUCUGGCAGGGGUAGAACAUAAUUGGCUGGUCCAGAGACUGAUGCCUACUGGAAUUUUCAAGGCUAAACAGCUUCAUAAAGCAUACUCUGCUCUUCUUUUAAAAUACUCAAAGAAAUCAGGCCUCUGGACAGGCCAAGAAACGGCUGUAUUCGUUGGGGACUACCUGAACGUGGCAAAGGAAGGCAAACAGAGAAGCGCAUUUUGGAUACACUUCCUGCACCAAGAAGAAAGCUUGGGAAGGUAUGUUGGGAAAGAAUAUAAAGAAGAAAAAGGACUACUUCAUCAUUUCAGUGACGUGGAACGGCAAAUGACUGCCCAGUACUAUGUGACGGAAUUCAACAAAAGGCUGUAUGAGCAAAAGGUCCCUACCCAAAUCUUUUAUAUCCCGUCUGCAGUACUCCUGAUACUGGAAGACAGAACUAUAAAAGGAUGUGUGAGCGUGGAGCCCUACAUCCUUGGGGAGUUUGUGAAGCUGUCCAACAACACGAAGGUAGUAAAGAAGGAGUACAAAGCCACAGAGUACGGUCUGGCCUACGGCCAUUUCUCCUACGAGUUCUCCAAGGGAACAGACGUCGUCGUUGAUCUGCAAGGUUGGGUGACGGGUAAUGGGAAAGGUCUCAUCUACCUCACCGACCCCCAGAUUCAUUCUCUUCAUAGCAAAGAUGUUUCACGCUCCAACUUCGGGAAGAAGGGAAUUUAUUACUUCUUCAACAAUCAACACGUGGAGUGCAAUGAAAUCUGUCGCUGCCUUUCUUUAACAAGACCCUCAGUAGAGCUGCCAGCGUAG